AGACUGAUUUUUGUUCUUACUUUUCAAAGCUUGUACUAAUUGUGCAGUUGUUGUUUGAAGUAUUUUGUGACGCAUAUUGAUAACAGAUUGCUAAUUAAACUUUAAUCGAAAGUUGGCUCUUCAGAUAAUUAGUUCAAUGAUUAUCGUGAAUGUGAUAUAACAAAAUUAGCCUAUCUUAUUGAACACUCAUAAAUUCUUAUAAACUCUGAAAAUUGAUGAGUUAAUUAAUCAACAAAUGGAUACCUGAAUUAAAAAUUUGGAAACAUCCAUGAAAUGAAAAAUUGCACCAACAACUCCGAGGAAAUUAAUUAAAAUUGUAUUCAUUGAUGUUUCAAACUCUAUCAGCACGUUUGUAAAUAUUUGUAUUGUGUUGCGUCGAAACUUGGCUCAUUAUUUUUUUGUUUCUGCCGAGCAAAUCACUGAAGCGUGCCAUUAAUUCCGGUUUUUAUCAAAGGAUUACUACUUUUAAAAAGCGUAUAUUGAUAUCUGCAUUAAUGCACUUUGUCUCAACCUUCUAUUGUGUUUUUUUUUCCAAUGACAUUCGAAUUACCAUUAUUGCGUCACAAAAAAGCAAUUCUUAUUUCACAAGCAUCUUAUCUGAAAUUACGUACUACUUGAGAGAAGUUGACUUUGAUCGCAAUUGCUCAAUUAUUACAUGAGAUUUAGCAAACGACACACAUCAUCUCUCCUCCACGAAGUGUGAUAAAUUUUAAAAACGGUAAUAAAAUAACGAAUGCACGCAGGUACGAGUUACGCUAAACGUUUAAACAACGAAAAUCCGGAUCGAUUAAAGUGCGUCGGCCGGACAGUGAUCGCAAGUUCUGAAAGUACAACGAGAAAGUGUGUCGGAUACGUCGAAGACACGAAGAUGUAGCUUACCGCGCAGGUUUUCCAAGUGAUUAAAUGCGAAUGUCGACAGUCGAACUCUUCGAUUCGCUGAUAGUCGAACGGAGAUGAAUGAGCGCGAUCGGAGAACGAUUUUCAGAGUUUGCGGCGAUCGUGCGGCGUCCGGGAAGCGCCGGAAGUGAAGUGGAAAAUCGGGGGAGAGAUUUCCGAUUCCCGAAUCUGGCGGAAGUAUUUUUGAAAGAUAGGCGGCGUGGUCUUACUUGAGAUGGACUCGGUGGCGGUGACGGUGCCGCUUCGUCAGCCGACGAAGAAGAUGAAGAAGCGGAAGGAACUCGAUGCUCUGGCACCGGCGCACGCUAUUUCUCGCCGCAGUUCUGGAAAACGCAGCUCGCAGGAAUUGUUGACAGACAGCAGUGACGAUCGCUCGGAAUAUUGGAAUGUCUCCACUAGAAACGGUCGUAAAUGCAGGGGUAGAAGGGGUCGUGCUUGUCCUGGAUUUCUGAAGGCUUGCAACGCCUUUUUGGCGUGUGCCUCUGUAUUAGCGACCGCCAGUUUAAUAUGGCUAUUCAUCGACGUUCGUCAACAACUUACCGCUUUGCGAACCGAAUUAGACCAAGUGAUAGCGGGUAGCGAAGGUGUCCCGGACGCUUUGCAGAAAUGUCAUUCGCUGUCGAGAGACCUCCAGAAUAACCAAACUAUCAUUUUCUCCAGACUGUCUGAUCUCAAGCUGCAAAUAAGCAAUUUUACGGUACAGCUGGCGCACAUUCAACAAGACUUGCAUAAAGUGCAGGAGUACUUCCAAGCCGCGCCCGAGAUGGCCAAUUUGCCGAAACGCUUGGACGAGCUGUCGACCAGCGUUGCGACAUUUGGCAGUCAAAUAAGGGACCUGGGAGCUACAGUGAACACCUUGAAGGAAACAAAUAUGAGGGUACAGGAUGCACAGACCGUUAUGCAGCAGAACAUCAGCAGUAUUAAGAAUACAAUGUUAGAAUUGUCGAACGUCACUCAAAAGCCUCAAAUCUUGAGCACCGACGAGGCACAAGUUAAGACUGAUAAACUGAAUUCCACAAUAUUGCAUUUGACGAACAAUUUAACGCAUGUCAAUGAGACCCUGUCGAGCAAAUUGCAAUGGGUUGCCGACGAUCAAGAUAAAGAUCGCAAAAAGUUAGUUUCACUUCAAGAAGCAACGGCAGCUAUUAACACGACGGUGAUGUCUCUACAAGGGGAAUGCGUUAAAAUAUCCGAACAAGCUCCUGUUUUAGCAUCAGUUCAACAAUUAACGGAAAAAGUGAAUGAGAUACGCACGACGAAUGUGGAAUUAAUUAACAAAUUCAAGCAAUUGGAGCAAUCGUACAAUGGGCUUAAGAAUUCCACCAGUAUAAUGUUCGCGACUGUAUCCGAAAUGCAGAAUCAGCAGCAAGUUAACAAAAUUAAGUUACCGGAGUCGCUGAUGGGCGAUAUAACCACAGAGGCGGAUCGCGACGCGACAGAUGUAAGUGAUGUUGCUCAGAAAAAGAUUCCAAAUGAGAAUUUGCAAAUGUGGCGACUUAAGCGCGAGUUCAAUGCGCGCGAGGAGUGAACGGACUUCGAAGAAGCUCGAGAGAGGAAAUCUUUAUGGGGAUUGAAGUCGCUUUGCUCGCAGCCUGACAAAGCUGUGCAUUUGUAAAUACUAAUAAAUUAAGUACGUUACAAUUCUCUGUACAUAGGAAGAGACUAUUUAUGACCUGGAUCGUGCGCCCGAGUAGAGUAAUCCGCCGGAAUCUAAUUAAUGUAUGAUUACGUACAUGUGCGAUCAAGACGUACAAGUCGUGGCCUGAAAGAAGCUAUUCACGCCGAGCAAUAACUAAUAGCGCGUAAACGUUGUUGUUAGUAAGAUAAAACCAUUCUGUAUUCGACCUAGAUCCGAAAGACACCGACUUAGACAUCGUCAAUUUCCGAACGACACCGAACAUAACAUAGCGAAAAAAAGGUAUUUCAGGAAUACUGCGUAUGAAAGUACAAAGUCCACAGCCGUCUAAAGCACAUUUUCGGUUGUAUAGCGUCUAGAAAAGUGUUCGUAUUCGAGUUAACGGCAGUGUACAACUACCAAAAAGUUUUUCUACUCUUCUACAUUUUACGUAGAUAGCGUAGCAGCGCGCUAUCGUGGAUUCUUUUCUAACACGAGAUACAAUAGAGAUUUUCAGGAUGCAGAGAGAAAACUGGAUAGAGAGAUGAUCCAGAAUGUUAAUACAUAUAUAGAUGCAACCCUAUUAGUUGUAAAAGUAACAAACAGUGUGAUAAAGCAAUGAAGAUAUAAUGGUUGUACAUUCUGAUUGCAAAGUUAAUUAAGUUUGAAUUUAACACAGCAUACUGAUCACAUGUGUCCUCAAUUUUUUAAUUUAACAACACGCGCACUACUUGUAUAGUUAAAUGUAAUGGUUCAAAUGUUACUCUUUCUGCGGCAAAAACUAAUUUUUACUAUUGAUCGUAGUUGUUUGAUCGAAUUUCUUUAACAAAGGAUGAACAUUAUUUUUAUAUGUGUAAAGGAUAACAAUUUCUGAAAUAUAUGCGGAAGUAAUGAACUUUUCGAUGCGAAAGGCUUAUAUACGACAUCUCGGUUCUUUAGUACACAAACAAGCUAUUUUUCACCGAAGACCUUGUGUAAUUGUAGACAGCGUAUAUACAUUGAUACAUGAAAAUUAGUAUAUAUGAGUAUUCGCAUGUAAUUAUUUCGCAUGCGGUAACAGUAAACAAAAAAAUUUAGACGAAUAUAGUAUUUUAAUAUCUCUCAAGAUACAGAGCGUAAGAAAUUAAAAAUGAA
Molecule: messenger RNA, 3646 nt
Organism: Linepithema humile (Argentine ant)
Lineage: Eukaryota; Metazoa; Arthropoda; Insecta; Hymenoptera; Formicidae
Product: EF-hand calcium-binding domain-containing protein 14
Source: RefSeq, a predicted model, not a curated record